AUGGUGUCAUUGGAAGAUUUUAAGAAGAAGCUUUGUGAAUAUUUAACGUUCCCGGAUGGGACAGAAAAUGAACAUAUCGUAAUAGCAAGUUCAAGUUCCCAGAGUGCAACAAUAGAAAGUGAUACGGUGGAGAUUACGACAGAGCGUAAAGUUAUUCAAUUUUCUGCUGACGAGGAUUUAUUGAGAAUUAUCUGGACUACUAACCCCAAGGUGGAUCUGGAAAUUGUUGUGGAUACGUCGCAACAACCUUUCUCUUCGUAUACUUUCUUCUCGCUGAUAGCUAUGAUCAAUUACCAUGUAUUGAGAUUGGAAGUUCAGCAACUUCAGAAGAGAUCAGGAACAGUGUGA
Molecule: messenger RNA, 348 nt
Organism: Rhizophagus irregularis DAOM 181602=DAOM 197198
Lineage: Eukaryota; Fungi; Glomeromycota; Glomeromycetes; Glomerales; Glomeraceae
Source: RefSeq, a predicted model, not a curated record